Molecule: messenger RNA, 1100 nt
Organism: Pygocentrus nattereri (red-bellied piranha)
Lineage: Eukaryota; Metazoa; Chordata; Actinopteri; Characiformes; Serrasalmidae
Gene: stx8
Product: syntaxin 8
Exons: 8
Coding region: 135-845 (236 amino acids)
Biological process (GO): vesicle fusion; intracellular protein transport
Cellular component (GO): SNARE complex; endomembrane system
Molecular function (GO): SNAP receptor activity; SNARE binding
Source: RefSeq, a predicted model, not a curated record
GUGUCCCUCACAGCGCCCUGUACUGACGGCGCCGUGAAAGAGGAAGCUGCGGCGCGCUGCUGCUUUGUUUUGGUUUUUGUUGUUGUAAUAAAACUUUUCUGUAAACAGGAUAAACCUAUUCAACCGGGAGAAAUAUGUCGCAGGAUCUCUGGUUACAAAAUUAUGAUGCUACUUGCCGACUGGCGCAAGAGAUCGCAGAAAACAUCCACGAGAGGAACAGACUGCAGAGAACCGGCAGCAACCCUGCCAAGCUGAACAUGACUCUGAGAGCGUCACUGCAGAAACUGAAGCAGAACAUUGCACAGCUGAGAGAGACGCUGGUUCGAGCCUCAUCCCAGCGCCGCAUUAUGCAGUCAGAAGCCGACAGAAGGCAGAACCUGGUUGACGACCUGGUGACGAGAGAAAAGCAACUGUGUGCCUCGUUCAGCCGGGACGGCACUGACCCGGAGCCUUCACGGUCGAGCCUGAUGUCAGGUGGGCCAGGUGGGGCAGGUUCUGCCAACCCAUGGCUGGUCAAUGAAUCAGAGGAGACGCAAGGCCUGUCGUUUGGAGAAAUUAAACAGCAGCAGCAACGCAUCAUUGAAGCUCAGGAUGCUGGUCUGGAUGCUCUGGCUGCAGUGAUCAGCAGGCAGAAGCGGAUGGGUGAGGAGAUCGGGAAUGAACUAGACGAUCAGAACGAGAUCAUUGAUGAUAUCACUCAUCUGGUGGAUAAGACGGACAGCCGCAUCCGUAAUGAAACGCGGAGGGUUAAACUGGUGGAGACCAAGUCUGCGUCCUGUGGUAUGCUGGUGGUGAUCGUGUUGCUGCUGAUUGCCAUCAUUGUGGUGGCAGCGUGGCCGACAUAAUGAAGCGAGAACGCUGCAGGUCGGAGUUCCUGCACAGGCGCUGAAGGACAAGUGGUGGUGCUCUGAUCUGACCACUCCUACUGCAUACAUACUUACUCUUUUGGAGGGUAACAUUGUUUCCAAAAUCAUGAGCCAAGGAGAAGUCUUACAAAACGUAAAAUGUCUUAUCUGUACUGCUGUCAUUUCUUCCUACAUCUUCCUAGAACAACCUACUGUUCUAGUUCAUUUUCAAAGGAAAGAAAUAUUUGAAAAACA